GCUCAAAACCCAAACAUUGUCAACUCUUUGAUUUGCCCACGAGUACUUAAGUACUUAAGCUUUAAGUCUUGCUCUACGUUCGUUGUACUACUUCAUGAUUUUCGGAGACUUGUCUGCUUGUGUAUUCGUUGACGGCGAGGAGCUUCCGGAGUAUGAUGUCAUCCUUUCCACCACACCAACAGAGAACAGAAUAACCUGCUGGAUCGCAUCGGAAGAGGGAAAGAAAUUUGGGGUCAGGUGGAUGAACACAACUCAGCAGUCCUGGGGCAUCCGUGCAACCGUCUCCGUUGAUGGUGUUCCCUGUGCUACGCACAUGGUGCCCCCGGGCGGGGUCGGUACGAAUAACUUCACAUGUCUGGUCAAUGACUCAGUCACCAGAGAUUUCAUGUUCUCAAACAUUGAGCUUACUGAUGAUGACUCUAUGCUCGGUGAUCAAAAUUCGAAUGACAUAGGUCAGAUUGUGCUAGUGGUAAACACGGGGAAGUACACGAAAAAGGCAAUCAAUCACGGUAAAUUGAGAAAUCACACCCUUCGCGUGCGUGAAGGCAGGGUGCAUGAACGCUCUAAGAAGGCAUGCGCUCAUCGCGUCAUCUUUGGAGAAGAAGUUCCCCGUCAGGUGCAACACAAGUUCAGCUCUAGCCUCGAACCAGAUAACCGUCCUGCAACUGUCUUCGUUUUCAAAUACACGCGCUUGGAUAUCUUGCAGGCAAUGGGUAUCGCACCGUUGACAUCAAAGAACCCAGUCAAGGAAGAGGCCAAUGAUCAUGGCGAUGAAGUUGAAAUAAUCGACGGACCUUACCAGCCUUCAAGUUUGACCUCAGAGGAAGUGAAGCCCCGAAUUCAACAUCUUGAGAUGGAGCUCCAGCGUUUACGUGCGCAGUUGGCCUCGUCUGAGGACCGGAAGCCCUCACGUGUUAAGUUAGAAUGCAAGGUCUCGCGACGGCAGCACACCGCUAUGGAGAUCCUUGAUUUGACCGAAGAUUAGCUUUCAUCUGUCCUCGCUUGUGCUCCGGUUUCUAUGCCACUGCUCCUCCAUGCAAUUCAACUCCCAGGAACUCGACACUUUGCAAGACGGGGCACGCAGCAUGUGUCCACUCAUUCACACCACCAUUACCGAUACACACAAAGGUACUUUGCAUUGGGACACUACUUCUUACUUAAAUUUCAGUCUGUCGUCGCUAGUUGUAGCUUACGCUUGUCGCUCACAAUAAUACUUUGUUAAAUACAUACUGUUAGUACGCAUUUUUGUCUAGAACCCCCUCCAUUUCAAGUCGCCACAGCAAGUCAAUUAUGUACGGCCGGUUGCUUACGGGGUUUCAAACAAGCAGUAGCGAAGAGAAUUCUAUAUUAUUGC
Messenger RNA from Suillus clintonianus, 1354 nucleotides. RefSeq lists its product as uncharacterized. The coding region runs from base 95 to 985 and encodes 296 amino acids. Lineage: Eukaryota; Fungi; Basidiomycota; Agaricomycetes; Boletales; Suillaceae. The record is from RefSeq and is a predicted model, not a curated record. The transcript is spliced from 6 exons.